CGUUCACCAAUCAAUCACCAUGAGUAUGAGUAUAUUCAGUAGGUUAGAUCCAGACAUCAUGCAUACCCACAUCCUUCCCCGCCUCGACGGCACAACCUUAAUCGUCUUAUUCUCUGUAUGUUCAGAACUCCGUCACAUGAUUUGCCACAACAACGAAGAUCUAUGGCGGAACAUAUGCACCUCAAAGUGGCCUUCUUUACUGAAGGAUCCUAUUGUUCACAACGUCAUCUCCACUUUCCCUGGUGGUUACCGUUCCUUUUUCUCCGACGCAUUCCCUUCCCUGCACCAUCUUAAUAAUUCUCAUUGUUCCUAUCCUCUUACGAUAGAUUUAAUACAUGCUGUUGAUAUCUAUAUUCAUGGAGAAUAUUUGACUUCAAGCGUUCGAGUUCAAAGCUUAAACACAGACUGUCUUUCUUCUUCGGAUUUAUUUCAUCUGACGUUUGAUGAUUUGAAUAUGAGUCAUAUUCAUACCAAGGAGUGGAAGGAAGAAGAUGUGUUAAAGAAUCUUUGGACUCUUCUGAAGUUGAGUUGGAUUGUUAUAGAUCCAAUUCGUAAGCGUGCAGCGAACUUGCUUCGUUCCAGUUGCGAACCUGUUCGGGUUUCACAACGCAAUCAUGAGCGGGGUCUAGGUGAACAUACGAUUCAGUACGAGUUGGUAAUGGCGGGGUAG
Messenger RNA from Medicago truncatula (barrel medic), 670 nucleotides. RefSeq names its product F-box protein At2g27310. The coding region runs from base 20 to 670 and encodes 216 amino acids. The transcript has a single exon. The record is from RefSeq and is a predicted model, not a curated record. NCBI's taxonomy places the organism in Eukaryota, Viridiplantae, Streptophyta, Magnoliopsida, Fabales, Fabaceae. Gene Ontology annotation, molecular function: protein binding.